UUUUUUAUAUGAAAUUGCGGACUCAAAAAGACAAGAAACGAACUCUUCCGAAACGACAAUGUGAGCGAUGGCAGGAAAGGAAGAAUAUACAAUUCCUGAUGCUAUUGCAGAAGAAAUCAGCUCUAAGAUUGUAGAGACCUACAUCAGUAUACCUGGGCUAGAGGUGAAGUGGAAGUUACCAGGGAUAGGCACUGCUGAACUGAAGAAUAAUUGUUCAGUUACUCCUACAUUUAACACAGAAUCUCUAGAAGUUGUUGCUAUUGUAAAGAAGGAUAAUGGAGUGGAACAUAAAUAUAAAUACACAGUGCAAAAACUUCCAGGGGAGAUAAUUCCUUCAGAAUGUUCAACCAAGUUUAAGGAUGGCCAAAUUACAAUAGUACUAAAGAAAGCCAACCAGUCAUCUUGGGAAGUUCCAUUGCAACGAGGACUUGAACAGGCCAAGUGAUAAAAAACAAAUUACUUUCAAGGGAGAUAAUCAAUAGAGAAUUUUUCUUCUUAUCUCCCUCUACAGUAUUUAGUAGAAAAGAUGUAAAAGCAGCAAGGAUUAUGAAAGAAGACUAGAUCAGAAGACUCUCAAAGAAACAUGUAGAUUUUAAUAUAUACUUUAAAUUAACUAAUAUAUCUUUGUAUACCUGUACUAAUUGAUUAACUAUUUACUGUGGAUAAAUAAUGCACCUUCCACCAAAAUAAUAUAAUUAGAUAUAAGUUAAAACAUAGCUGCAACUUACUGUAUAUGGUUAAGUUGUGAAACCGUUUCUAGCACUCAUGCUGACUACAAAAAAAUCUGUCUACCAGACUGAGAAAACCCAUAUCACGCUAGAAGCGUGCUAUGGAAUAUUUUUAUACAGAAAGAUCAAAGGAAAUUUUGAAAAAAUUGUGAUAAACUUAAUUAAUUACUGGAAUCUUGAUGAUCAUGAUGAUGAUAACUGUUAAAUGUCCUAGACAAAAUCUUAAUCCUCUAGUUCUGACAGUCCUGAAGGACAUACAAGUUAUUUUAUUUGGUUACAGUUGCUGCUGAAACUGCUUACUGUUACAAGGGCAUAUUCAGAUGGUCCACCUUUUUAUCAGCAAAUACUGUAAAUUCAGAAAUUAUUGCGAUGUUUUUAUUAUUGCGAAAAAUGCAAUAGGGUUGUAAUCACAAUAAUUUAAACUGGCAUUUUGGAUUUUUUUUAUAUGAAUGAAACGGAAUUUUUCUCAGUAUCACAAAAAUAAUAAUCGCAUUUUGGUCUAAAAUGAUAAAAUCGCAAUAAUUUCUGAAUUUACAGUAUACCUUUCUUUGGCAUAAAGUUGAGGAAAAAUAUUCUCCUCCCUACACUCCCCACUUUGCCACUAUUUAUAACAUAACAAGAGUGUUAUGUGAUGAUGUAAUAUAUUUUGUCAUUGUUAUACUUUUGUAAGGCAUGCAGAUCGUUAAGCUGUGUUUUAUUUGUUAACUUUGACCUACUGAAGAUUUGUUAACAGCUUUUUACACUAGAAUCUAUACACACCAAUGUAUAAUAGAAUUUUCAAAAUAAAUGUUUUAUUUACAAUGUAUGACCUUAUAAAAGUGCAAAAGUUUGUAGAGUUUACAUUUAAUGAAGUUUUCAGUAUUCUUAUUCUAUUCUGUUCGAAUAAGCCAUUGAAGGAAUUGAGUGACAUUGAAUGAAAUGUGUUACUGCAAGUGGCUUCUCGAUAAACAUGAUUUAAAUACCUUGAGCUUCAUCUGCAAUGCACAAUGUUAAGAAUUCAUAAUUUUUAUACGACCGCAAAAAUUGAAAAUUUUUUGGUCGUAUAUUGGUAUGACGUUGGCGUCGUCGUCGUCGUCCAGCGUCGUCCGAAGACACAUUGGUUUUCGCACUCUAACUCUAGUUUAAGUGAAUGGAUCUCCAUGAAAUUUUACCAUAAGGUUCAAUACCACGAAAGGAAGGUUGGGAUUGAUUUUGGGGGUUAUGGUACCAACAGUUAAGGAAUUAGGGGCCAAAAAGGGGCCAAAAAUAAGCAUUUUUGUAACUUCCAGACAAUAACUUGUGUGUAAGUGUAUGGAUCUCUCUGACAUUGUACCACAAGGUUCCAUAUCACAAAGGGAAGGCUGUAAUUGAUUUUGGGGGUAAUUGCCUCAAAAUUUUAGGAAUUAGGGGCCAAAAAAGGGGCAAAAAACAAGCAUU
Molecule: messenger RNA, 2144 nt
Organism: Mytilus californianus (California mussel)
Lineage: Eukaryota; Metazoa; Mollusca; Bivalvia; Mytilida; Mytilidae
Exons: 4
Coding region: 68-445 (125 amino acids)
Source: RefSeq, a predicted model, not a curated record